AUAAUGUCAGCAGUUAAUUGCACUGGCACCCAUGCACCCACGACGGUGACCAUCAUACUUUAGUUCCUGUCAGUACACCCCUCUUAAUCUUCCACCUGUGAUGUGCUCCUCGCCAUGUGAUCCUCGCCCCCUCCUCCUCCUCCUCCUCCUCGGGUCAAAACAAACACACACACACACAUCUGUCUCUUCUUCAGGUUUCAGGUCUCCUGGCUGCUUUGCUUCUGCUGCCUCUGUGUGGGGCUCCAGCCUUGCUCAGAUUGAUGAUUGGUGAUCCAACCAUCUUCAUCACUUACAGAGAUGGGGUGUGGUGCAUCAAUCCCUAAGAAAUGCAAGGUAGGAGGGAAGGGGAAGAAGCGCCGGAGCGUCAUACAGGAGGUUGCCAUAUUCGUGCCGACAAUUCGCAUUCCGGUGGACAGUGAUGUUGCCCAUCCACUCAGAGGACUAGUAUCCAAGGAGCUCGUCGACCGCCUCUCAAAGUUCAGAGACCGCGUUGUCGCGCUCUCUGAAGAUAUCUAUUGCGCGGAUGUUUCGGAUGUUUCAGAGUUACAGCAUGCCCUUGAGGAGUACUUGCCAGUUGUUCUUGGUUUAACAAUGAAAGAAAGCCGUCUUGAAUCAUCGGUGGAAUUCAGAUGGAGGACCUUGGAUGAUGACGAAGAGUGUUGUCUUUCAAGUGCAUGGUAUGAAGUUCUGUCAGUCAUCCACAUGAUGGCGAUGCUUGCAUUGUUUGAAGCCAACCUGAUACUUAUUCCGAAGAACGGUCAAGUUGGAGGUGAAAGGAAGGUAUCAGAAGAUGCAAAGAAGGAUGUCGUCGAUUCGUUGCUCAGAGCAUCAGGAUGUUUAGAUUACUGCGUGCACCGUAUACUUGUACAGAUGCCGGCACAAGUCAAGAAAAGUUUUCCUAGUUAUUUUCAGGAAGGUAUGCUUGAGGCCAUUUCAAUUCAAGCAUUGGCUCAGUGUGUAGAAAUACAACUUGGAUUGGCUUCAGAGUGUGAGAAGGCAACUCUGUCAGUAAAGAGGAGGCUAGCCUGUGAGCUAGUCAGUUAUUUCUCACAGGCUCACUAUUGCUUAUCGGGAUGCGACACGAGCGACUCGUUUGGGAAGAAGCUCCUGCUGUUUCUGAAGUGGAAAUGCAUGGAAGCCAAGGCAGUAGCAUACUACUACCAUGGCCUUGUGCUUGACAAAGGCAAUGAAGCCAGCAGCCACAUCAGUGCAGUGUGCUGCCUCUCUGCAGCUGAUGAUCUAGUUGCAGAUAGCAAGAGGGCUUGUUUGAGCUUCUGCUUGGCAAACCCCAUCACAAGGGUACCUCCUCCUUGGGGUAUCAUGAGGAAUAUGCACAAGAAAAUCCCAGAUUCUGCGUGCAAGAGAUUCCAAAUGUAUGGAUAUCUUUUUGAACAAGACAAUAACAGUGCACUUCAAUCCUUACCAGAUCUACCAGAAUUUGCGCUGUCGCUGAGACCCGAAGGGUAUGAACUGCCUAGCACUGAUUCAAUCUGGGAUAAUGUUGAUAGCCAGCCUCAGAUUCAGAGCCUCAAGGAGCAUCUGGAUGAUGAAGACGAAGUGGAAACAAAAUGAUACUUCAGACAUCCAAAACGCUUCAUUUCAUUGUGCCAUGAAAAGUAGCAUUAGUACUAGCAAAGACAUCGGAAUGCUCAAUUCAGAAGUGUUUGGAUUCAGCAUAUGGCAUUGAGCCAAAAAGAAAUCAGAAUAUGUACCUUCUGUGUA
Messenger RNA from Oryza sativa Japonica Group (Japanese rice), 1722 nucleotides. RefSeq lists its product as uncharacterized. The record is from RefSeq and is a predicted model, not a curated record. Lineage: Eukaryota; Viridiplantae; Streptophyta; Magnoliopsida; Poales; Poaceae.